AUGUCAAAAGCAAUUAAUCAAAACACUCCCCAAAAUCCUUCAAAAUGUGGCGAUGAUGACCACCAGUGUUCAUCAGAAGCAGAUGAAGAUGUUUUUCAAGAUCCCACGUCAUCAGAUUAUCAAAGCUUCUCUAAUUCAACCCCAAGAAGACGAAAGAAAAAACCAAGAAGAAGACGAAAAUGCAAAAAAUCGCCGUUUUCAUCGGACGAUCCUUCGGUACGUAUGGCAAUGUACGUCGCCAUGGCCCAUGCAGGCCUCGUUUUAACCUUAAUUCUCCUCUUCGGCCUCACCAAGCUCCUUCAAAACUACUGGCGGCCGAUCCAAUGGGCGAUCCUUUGUUCCAUGCCUUUACGCGAGCUUCAAACGUUAAUGGUCGCAUUUUGGGAACACCCUCUUUGCCUAGGCCUUUUCGAAACCCUAAUCGCCAUCCCGAUCGCCAUUCUAAGCGCCACCACCGCCUCUAUCCUCGACUCGCAUGCCGCAUUCCUCCACCUCAUCAGUUACCGCUCCUCCUCCUCCCCGCGGCGGGCGGCAUCCGGUCGUAAAAAAGCACGUGUAAUUGGUUUCUCCAAGCUUAUGCAAUGGCUUGUCACUUUUGGCCUUUUCGUUAUUGUUUAUGAGAAAAUAGGGUUCUUCUCUAUCCCUGCUAUUACAGUUCCUUGCCUUUUAGCCUAUAUAUCUGGUUUUGCGGUCAUUAUUAAGCCUGGCCUUGCUUCGACUCUCUCAAGAAUCUCAUCGGCUCGAAAAAGGAGAAAAUUAAAUUAUACUAUUCAGAAUCAUAGAAGUGUCUCAUUCUUUGGCAAGUUAGAUCAAAAGAUUACUUCAAUUUUGUUCAAUAGAUUGAAUACAAUAGUGGGAAUUGGACUGAUUUUGUUUUUGAUCCUAGGGUCAUUGUUGGGGUUUCUUAUCUUUUCUUAUAAGAUUGCCAUUGAAGGAAAAGAAGCGGUCAUUUCAUUGAAGAUUCACUUGGAAGAGAACAAUUACAGUGAGAUAAUUGGGAUUAACAAAUGGAUUGAUGAGAAUCAAAUCCCAGAGUUAAUCGAUAGCUAUAUGUCUAAGUUUUAUGAAACUUUUUCACAAAACAUUGAUUCUUUAGCUGUUCAACACAAUGUGACAGAGAUUGUCGAUGGUUUCAAGCAGUAUUUCGUGUCGACAUCAACAGUUAUAGCAAUAAAUAAUGAAAAAGUCUGCUGCAAAAGGCCUGUAUACGAGACCCUUCAUAGCAUUCAAUCAAAAGUGAAAAAAAGAGACUGGAAAUCCAUUUAUGGAGACAUCAAUGGCGUGUAUACGAAACUCAGGUCUUUGAUAGCUAAUAAGGAUUUGUUAGCCAAAAUCAAAGAGUUUCUGCUCCGAAGCUUGGAUUCAACGAAGAAGAUUCUUUCAAGCUGUUCAACGGUGUUGGCAACCGGUGUAAAUCUCUUGUUCUUCGUGUUAAUCCUCAUCGUUUCAGGCGCAGCUGGAUUGGUGAACUUCAUAUUCGAACUAAUGGUGUUUCUGUGGCUUUUGUAUUAUCUGAUAACUUCGGAUUCAGGAGGGGUAAUGGAUCACGUUCUAGGAAUGUUACCGGUUUCGAAAUCGACCCGAAACCGAUGUGCUCAAGUUCUCGAUCACGCCGUCAGCAGUGUAUUAUUAGCCACUGUGAAGCUCACAUUGUUCCAAGGGUGUUUUACUUAUCUAUUGUGCAGAUUUUACAGGAUCCAUUUCCUAUAUAUGUCGACAUUUCUAGCUAUUUUCAAUGCUCUGUUGCCAAUAACACCGGCUUGGAUCUCGUCGAUACCGGCGACGACUCAAUUGGCGAUGGAGUCGAGAUAUAUCGAAGCUAUCUUACUUACAACGGUUCAUAUGAUAUUUUUGGAUUAUGGAACGACAGCUAUCCAACAUGAGAUUCCGGGACAUAAUGCUUACUUGACCGGCCUAAGCAUCUUUGGCGGCAUUGCUUUUUUCCCAUCCAUUUUAGAAGGAGCAAUUAUGGGACCUUUAGUGAUGACAGUGAUCAUUGCUUUGAAGAAUCUUUAUGUGGAAUUUGUUCUCGCCUUUUGAUGCUGAAAACAGUCAU
Molecule: messenger RNA, 2056 nt
Organism: Hibiscus syriacus
Lineage: Eukaryota; Viridiplantae; Streptophyta; Magnoliopsida; Malvales; Malvaceae
Product: transmembrane protein 245-like
Exons: 2
Coding region: 1-2040 (679 amino acids)
Source: RefSeq, a predicted model, not a curated record